AUGGGCUCGAUUAACCCUACCAAGUCAUACGAUGUUGUUGUCGUUGGUGCUGGCUUCAGCGGCAUGUGGCACCUCUAUCAUCUGAGAAAAGAGAGAUUCUCGGCCCAUGUGUUCGAAGCGGGCUCUGACUAUGGCGGGACUUGGUACUGGAACUGCUACCCAGGCGCGAGAGUCGAUACAGAAAUUCCUGUUUAUCAGUUCACCGAGAAGACCUCAGUGGAUGAUUGGAACUGGACUCAACGAUACCCCGGACGGGAUGAGAUUCAGCAAUAUUUCCACCACGUCAGUCGCUUGUGGGACCUGGAUCGCGAUGUCACCUUCAAUUCGCAAGUCACGUCAUUGGAAUGGGACCCACCCAACAAAUCUUGGCUUGUUGAAAUUGGGGGGUCGGGAGAGAUCUUCCGCGCACAGCAUAUCAUCAUGGGUACGGGAUUUGCAGCCAAACCGUAUAUUCCGCCUUACAAGAGCAUCGAAGCUUUCCAAGGAGCCAAGACUCAUUCGGCAAGAUGGCCAAUGGAUGGUAGUCUCGAUGUCAACGGGAAGCGCGUUGCUGUUAUUGGAACGGGUGCCAGUGGAGUGCAACUUGUGCAAGCAAUCAGCAAGGUUGCUUCUCAUCUCACCGUUUUUCAGCGGACACCAAAUAUGGCUCUUCCAAUGGGGCAGGACGAAAUCAAGGAGGCCGACAAUCAGAGGCUCAAGCAGAACUUUCAAAACAUUACGCAGAAAAUCAGCACAACUUAUGCAGGCUUCCUUUACGAUUUCGAGCCGUCAAACGGGAAAGACGCGACCGAAGAACAGAGAAAUGAGCUCUGGGAGGGACUCUUCUACCGUGGUGGCCUACACUUCUGGCUUGGAAACUACUUGGAUCUUUUCGAAGACCGAGAGGUUAAUGCCGCAGCUUAUCGCUUUUGGAGGAAGAAAGCGCUCGCCAGAAUCACCAACGCCGAGGCGGCUAAGAUACUCGCACCAGAAAUACCCCCUCAUCCCUUCGGUGCUAAGCGCGUCAGCCUCGAACAAGGAUAUUUCGAAUGUUUCAAUCGCGAUAACGUCACUUUGAUUGAUGCGAGCAGAAAUGGGAAUCCCAUCUCCGAGUUCACAGCUGAAGGUAUUAUCACAAAGGAUGGUGUUGAGCACAAGUUUGACGUUGUCAUCUUCGCAACUGGCUUUGACGCCAUCACGGGAUCUAUGACCAAAAUCAACAUUCGUGGCAAGGAGGAAUCUAUCCGUGAGAAAUGGGGUAAGGGAGUCUAUACACACCUCGGAAUGACCACCCAUGGAUUUCCGAACUUCUUCUUUGUCUAUGGUCCACAAGCCCCUACAGCUUUUGCUACAGGCCCGGCGUGCACUGAAUCUCAGGGUUCGUGGAUAGUGGAAUGUUUGAAGUUCCUCCGGAACGAGAACUUGAGGUCGAUUGAGCCAACGAGAGAAGCGGAAACCCAGUGGCGGGAGCAUGUGAAUGAUGUUACCGGUAAGAGUCUGUUAAUUGAAGCGGAUAGUUGGUAUUUUGGAGGAAAUAUCCCGGGAAAGCCAAAGGAGGCACUCAACUACAUGGCAGGACUGCCCGAAUAUAGAAGAAGGAUCUGGGAGAGUGCAAAGUCAAGAUAUUCCGGUUUCAUCCUGGAAUAA
This is a messenger RNA of Cladophialophora immunda, 1626 nucleotides long. RefSeq lists its product as uncharacterized. NCBI's taxonomy places the organism in Eukaryota, Fungi, Ascomycota, Eurotiomycetes, Chaetothyriales, Herpotrichiellaceae. The record is from RefSeq and is a predicted model, not a curated record. The coding region runs from base 1 to 1626 and encodes 541 amino acids. The transcript has a single exon. Gene Ontology annotation, molecular function: oxidoreductase activity.